AACAAUGAGCAGUUGUCAACACUGCGAUUAUUUUUUUUACCAAACAAAAAAUAAAAAUAAAGACGUAAAAAAACAGACGUCAAACUGGAGUUUCGGACGUUUAAAAAUUAAGUCUGUCUAUCAAUAAUUAACUGUCACUUUUUAUUUAUUGUUGUUAUCAAUUAGUAGGAAAAGAUAUUUUUUUUUAUUAAAAUGGGUAAUCUUUUAACUACAUGUACGUCAUGUUGCAAAGAAUCAGGUUCCUAUGAGGAUUUAACACCUGAUGAGCAAACAAGAAGGCAACAACAAAUGGAAGCCGCUGAAAGGAGAAUGAGAGAACAAGAGCAACGUGGUAUUGGAAACGUCAACGCAGUAAAACGUCAACAGCAACAAGCACUGGAACGUGAAAAACGUGAGCAAGAAUUAGCUAAUGCUGAUCGAGAUGCGCCAUUGAAGUGGCAAGUUAACUGAAUCAUAUAUAUAUUAUAAAUAAACGACUCGAAACGAGACUGGAUAAUAAACACAUGCAGCAAGUAUACAUAUAUAUACAUAUAAUAAUCGAUUAAGUGUAAAUUAUAUCAUAUGAGUAAGUACUAAAUUAAAAUAUUAAACGGUGGGUUUUAAACCCAUGUUAUUACUACUCGCGAUUGUAUACCAUUAAUUCGUAAUUAUUUAUUUAAUGUCUUCAGUGUACUUGUACAUGAAGCUGAUAAAUUUAAAUACCUCUAAAAAAAAAAGAUUAAUUUCUAGCUGCUGAAUUCCAGUUUUCUUUCGAGUUUUUCGAUAACUUUUCCAUUUUAUAUUUUUUCACAUUUUUUCCCGCAAAAAAAAUCAAACACUUUUAAUUAGUCAAAAAUUAAUUGCUUAUUAUUUUGAGAUCAAUUUUAUCAAAAUAGCACUGCCUUAUAAAUAUUUUUUUCUUGAUAUUUUAAACGAAAAAGAAACUUCUGUGUACUAUCGAUUGCAACUUUUCAUACAAGUAAAAAAUUUUUUUUUGCAUAAUAUAUUUGUACAUAUAUCUAUUUAAGUGAUUAUUGUAGUUUUCACUUGAUAUAUUUUAAUUAAUAAUUAAAGUUAACGAAGAAAGUAUUAA
Messenger RNA from Microplitis demolitor, 1072 nucleotides. It is a transcript of the gene Svip, whose product is annotated as reticulocyte-binding protein homolog 2a. NCBI's taxonomy places the organism in Eukaryota, Metazoa, Arthropoda, Insecta, Hymenoptera, Braconidae. The record is from RefSeq and is a predicted model, not a curated record. Gene Ontology annotation, biological process: negative regulation of VCP-NPL4-UFD1 AAA ATPase complex assembly; negative regulation of retrograde protein transport, ER to cytosol; positive regulation of autophagy. Gene Ontology annotation, cellular component: endoplasmic reticulum membrane. The transcript has 3 exons. Bases 193 to 450 code for a protein of 85 amino acids.